Molecule: messenger RNA, 372 nt
Organism: Rotaria sordida
Lineage: Eukaryota; Metazoa; Rotifera; Eurotatoria; Philodinida; Philodinidae
Source: the annotation of a GenBank genome assembly
AUGGAAAAUCAAGGUGCAAGUAAUCAAAAACAAGGUGAUGAAACUGGAGAUAAAGAGAUAAGAAAAUAUAUUAAUAGAAUAGAAUUAAAUAUGUUUAUUGGCUCUGAAGCCACGAAUAAAUUAUCACAAGUUUUACCAUAUACAUGUUGUCGUCGGAAACAAUUACGAUUUGAAUGUAUUAAAGAUUAUUUAUUAUUAGAAGAAGAAUUUAUCAAAAAUCAAGAACGUUUAAAACCACAAGAAGAUCGUCAUGAAGAAGAACACUCGAAAGUCGAUGAUAUUCGAAGAUCAUCAAUGGCUGUUGGUAUUUUAGAAGAAAUUAUUGAUGAUAAUCAUGCUAUUGUUUCCACAUCCAUUGGUUUUGAACAUUAA